This is a messenger RNA of Hemiscyllium ocellatum (epaulette shark), 3592 nucleotides long. RefSeq lists its product as uncharacterized. The record is from RefSeq and is a predicted model, not a curated record. The transcript has 4 exons. NCBI's taxonomy places the organism in Eukaryota, Metazoa, Chordata, Chondrichthyes, Orectolobiformes, Hemiscylliidae. Bases 1350 to 2966 code for a protein of 538 amino acids.
GUACGAUCUCUGGGACGACCCAAGAAAGAGAGGCUUACGGGUCUGAGUCCAUAACGGAUUCCCUGGGCUAUCUCAUAUAUGUACUUCAACAGUGCAGGUUCACAGUUCCUUGAAAGUGGAGUCUUAGGUAGACAGAAGAGUGAAGAAGGGUUGUGAAUCAAAUUCAAAUAAGACAUAAGAUCUGAUUAAUUAGAACUGACAGUGGGGCAGUCUGUGAGGUCUGUAGAAUGGUCUGCAAGAACAGCAAGCGUUCACAAGAAGCCAGCAAGCUCGGGGCUGGGCUUCCACAUUUUGGUGGCAGCGGUGGGAUCCCAACGGAAGGCGGCUCCUGGUGACGGUUGAACAGGAUACGGUCUUGCCGAGGCGAGGUGGACACGGGCCCAACUAGGACGUGAGUAUACCGUUUGGGACUCGCGACUAGUGUCUCCCCAAGCCAGGGGCAGACCUAGAUCCAACUCACCGCAGCAGGAACUGCUACCGGAUGGGAUCCAGAACGAACCCAUGAACAGCCUUUGAAAGGAACCACCACCGCGCUGGGAGCACUAUAGAAGGUGCCACUAAGGAAGGAAGACUGAAGGAAAGUGAAACGAUGAAAACUACCCUCUUCCUCUUUGGCCUCUGCCUAACAGCGACAUGGACAUCAACGCAGACCAGUAACACCACCAGCGGUGCACCUCCCACUCUCCAAGGGCCUACAAGCAACUCUAGUGCAGUCACCGCGGAUACUUGGAUAAAAACAGGCACCCCCGCGAUGACUUCACAUUCUAUAGAUGUUACUACUAAUAUGACUAAUGAUUUUGUGAGUUUGGCAUCAAGCAUUGUUUCUGGUGGCCCCAAUGGUGCUGUAAUAGCCCCGAGGGACUUCGUGAGUACUAUGAGUAACAAAAUAACUACCAGCAUCCACCCAAUGAGUUUACCACUGCCCAGAGUGACAGAUACCCAGUCUAAUAAAAUAAGAGAGUCCAGUCAGGCCCUAGCUAUCCCUUGCAACCUUACCGGGGAUUGGUGGAUAUGGAAACAGGAGAAUAGCAUAACGCUGAAUAACAGGCCCCACUAGAAUAGUUCAGGUCAGAUUGAACGUCACGUGUGAUCAUCAUGGCUCAGAUAACAGUGGGUUUAACCAGACAAUUUGUCCCUUGAUCGGCUUUCCCGAUUACUCCAAUGCCACUUUUAACUAUAGCAGCAUAGUCAUCCAAAAUAUUGCAUGGUCACAGGAUUGCGUAGAGCAUUUGCAAAACUUAACAGGACUUAGACAGUGGUGCCCUGAAUAUAAUAUCACAACUCUGGAUGCCAGGACGGAAUGUCCCCAUAAUAUAACAACUCAUAACACUGGCACCUGCCAGGAAGUAAUGUAUGUGUGCCUACGCGGAAAUGGCACCAAAUCUGGUGACACCUAUACGCACCUAAGUGAUACACGCACUUGUUGCCAUGCCUUUGUGAAUAAUACAGCAGCGGACCCCAGAACUUAUUUGUUCAACUUUCCCGGUUGCUUAGAGUCCAAAAACCUCGCCCGCCUACCGCACCGUUUCCUUGAGACCCACCGAAAGAAACGAAGCGAUCCACCGAGAGCAACGAGUCUUAUCGGCAACACCUUUACUGGCUUCCUUGAAAAAUUAAAAAAUCAUCUUGACAAUCAGACUAAUGGAGGAAAGAAUACCAAAAUAGUCUGCGUCCCAGGCCCACACUCGGUAGGGUCCGGAUUCCUCAUGAUGGCAGUCCCUACGAGUCAGGAUGAACUCUGCAGUCUUACCUAUAAACGUACCCAACAAAUCCCAAAGCUUAUUCCCUAUAGAGACAUUUCUGACCAGUAUCCAAUCCAUUAUGGUUACCUCAGGCGUUGUUAUAACACUUGGCAAGUGAUACCGAAAGGUUUUGCAGUCGCGGUGGUGCCGGAAUUUAAAUGGUGCAUUCGCAGUGCUACAGGAACGCAUGACAUGGGGGACUUAGAAGACAACAGAUGCCAGGAAAUAAUAUAUCAGGACGAAACCGAGUCAGACCCCUUUGAGGGCUUCCCAGAAGACGAUUGGGACCAGUGUGUUAACGAAAAGCCUCAUCCCGUUGCACCUACAAGCCGCAUGGGUGCUGUCCUCUUUCAUGCUAAACACAGCAUUACGCCUGCACUUAACGGGACAUUUUGGUUAUGCAAUCACACAGCCUAUGAAUACCUACCCAUUGAGUUUAAGGGCACCUGUGCGCUGAUAUAUUACCUCCCAGCAUUCCGGUUAUUGAAUUCAACCCCAGAAGUUAAUAGCGAGUGGAAGAAGUGGCACGACCUUAAUUCAAAUUACAAACCUCAUACUCGAGGCCAGAGAGACCUGUUCCACCAACAGUCAUUUUGGAGCAGAUUCUUUGGCGCCCUUCUGCCCAAUUAUGGGGUUAAGCAAGCCCUGGACCAGAUCCGCGAUCUCAGCCACGAACUUGAGGCAAUGGCCAGAGCUGCUGUGGAUGCCCUGGGUCAUUUGGCACACGAACAGGUUGCCAUACGAAUGGUGGUCUUACAGAAAAGGAUGGCUUUAGAUUAUCUCCUAGCAAGCCAAGGGGGAGCAUGUGCAAUUAUUGGCCCUGAGUGCUGUACCUGUAUUGAGGAUGAGAGCUCGGCUGUAUAUAAUGACACUUCACUAAUUAACGACGUUGCCACUAGGGCAUAUGAUCUGGACCACACAGUCUCAGAUGAGGCCUGUGCCUGGUGGAAUCUACUAUGUCAGCUGCUGGGAUGGCUAAACUCUAUUGGGCUGGACAUUCUCUCCAUUCUGGCCAUCAUUCUUGGCAUCUGUAUUUGUAUCCGAAUCGCUUGGGCCCUUAUCAAAAGAAGUUGUCAGACUUGUCCCGAACGACGCCGACGUGACAAAGAGUCAAGCCCGAUAUGGACUGAGAAGGAAGGGCUGAUAUCUACACUUUCGACUGAUGACGGUUCAGAUGUAGAAACAGGCAAGGAGUUUGCCCGACUUCAACGUAUUAUAAAAUGAUAAAAAGGGAGGAAUGAUAAGUUGGAAAUAAACACAGUGACCAUAUAGAAAAUGGCGCUCGGCAUGUCGGUUAAAAUGGUCAAUGUUUGUGGGGCAUUGGCUGUACUGACCGACAUGCUGAGCGAAACACAAACUGCUAACACAGCAACUUGUAAGGUUCCCUGAAACAAGCUGAAUAAACAAGUCCGUUCCCACAUGUCCGAAAAUGGUAUAGUACAUAGCACCAGGUCAAGGGGCAGUUACCAGAAGGGUGCUGGUGCCUAAAUGUCUAACUUUAAAACAAUGCUGAUGUCUUAACUAAAGAAGGUGCUAAUAGCUUAUCUUCAGAAAAAUGCUAAUGUCUUAACUUGAGGUCUUAACUUAAGUCUGUAUGUCGGACUUAGAACAUUCCUGAUGUGUACUUUUACAUUUAAGUAUAACUUGAUUAACGUACUUUGUGAUAACCCCGUGACACGGGAAACUGUCUUGCGUGAGAACUUCUGUAUAAAUAUGACAAUGUUCCCAAUCGAAGGCGAGCAACUACUGUCUAGCAUCCGGCGUGGGCUAGCGUGGAUCUGCUCCCAAGUUUGUUUGUAUACGUGUAUACUGGCAAUCUUGAAUAAAGACAGUACUGUUGACGCUAUUAA